Messenger RNA from Cetraspora pellucida, 873 nucleotides. Lineage: Eukaryota; Fungi; Glomeromycota; Glomeromycetes; Diversisporales; Gigasporaceae. The record is from the annotation of a GenBank genome assembly.
AAAUUGGAAGGAGUGUGCAAGAGCAAGGGCAAAUGGAUGAUGAAAUACGUCUCUUUCUUGAUGCUCGCUAUAUUUCAGCAUCAGAGGCAUCAUGGAGAAUAUUUCACUACCGUCUGCAUAAUGAGAAGCCGGACAUAAUGCAGUUACAUGUUCAUCUUCCAGGAAAACAUAGAGUGAUUUUUAGAGAUGAUGAGCCUUUGGAGGAUAUAAUCAAUCGUUCCAAUACUGAGAAGACAACUCUCACAGCUUGGUUUGAGGCCAAUGCAAUGUAUCCAGAGGCACGAAGGCUUGCUUAUACAGACUUUCCAACUCAGUGGGUAUAUGAUAAACGGACCAAAAAAUGGAAACCGAGACAAAAAGGAGCACAAUUACGUUAUUUGUUCGCAACUCUACUGAUAUUCUGCAACCCAACUAGACCUGAAAUACUUUGGGAAAACCACAUUUCAGCACUCAGUGAUGAUAUUUUUUUUCAAGUUCGCCAUAAAACGGGAGAUAUGACGCUUGAGCUUAUGGAUGCUGAUAUACACAAUAGGGCCCUUCAUCAUCUGCAAACUAUCUUAAACAGACACGGAAGACAACAACAAUAUGAUGUAGAAGAACUUACUAAACUUAUUGAAAAUGAUCUUCCCCGCCUAAAUAUGGAUCAGCGAGCCGUGUAUAUAAAUGUUAUUGCCGCUGUAGAAGCUGAAAUUCCUUCUGUCCGCCUGAUGGGAUAUAUUGCACUCGCCGUUGCUUCCUCGGGCAUUGCUGCUCUUCUUUUACCAGGUGGCCGUACAGCUCAUUCCCGAUUUAAAAUCCCUUUUGAUCCACAAGAAGGCUCCACCUGUUCUGUGUCUCAUGGUUCCGACUUAGCCUUACUACUGCAGCAAGCAC